Asparagus officinalis (garden asparagus) is the source of this 771-nucleotide messenger RNA. RefSeq lists its product as uncharacterized. The transcript has 2 exons. The record is from RefSeq and is a predicted model, not a curated record. Lineage: Eukaryota; Viridiplantae; Streptophyta; Magnoliopsida; Asparagales; Asparagaceae. The coding region runs from base 63 to 755 and encodes 230 amino acids.
AUGAGUCCAUAGGUGUGAGGAGCCUUUCAGAGUUACAGUCUGAGUAUUCGGUGCGGGCUGCUAUGAUGGCUGCUCGCUGGGCUGAGGUUGCUCAGAAGCGGGGAAAGGGGCAUGCCAAAUCUCUUCUCACAGAUGAUGAAGAGCUCCUUCCUACGGGUGACGACGACGAGACCUCCGAGGAAGAAUAUGUGGAUGCAGAUACCGACGGAGGAGAACUCGAUGCCGGUUUGUCCUGCUUCUUUGAUUUUCCCUUCUCCAUUCUAAUUGGUAUAACCGACAGCUCUUGUUUGCUUAAUGAAAUGACCAUUGUCACUUUAGGUAGGACAGUUGACGAUCAUGAGCCGUCAGCUCCUACACACGUUGAGACGUGUGACAGGCCUGUGCAUGACCGACCUGUUGGUUCUAGGAGGGUUGGUGCCCCGAAGAGGAAGAACACCGCACAUAAACCCCACGACGGUCAGCGUCCUUAUGGAGUGGACUUAGGAAGCACUGCCGAUGGAGGGGAAGGGUUCUUCGAAGAGGGUGAGCUUCCACCGGGUCCGGUAUCUCCUGGAUCCGAUAACAUGGAUUGCUUUAUGCAGCAGAUGUGCGACGCCCUCCAUGACGGGUCUCUGGGCAUCGAUCUAAACAUUGAUCUUGGACAAGUGAAUAGUGUUGAGUCCACCGUCCCGUAUUCAGAUAUAUCUACAUCCAAUGAUACCCUCCUCAAUCAUGGGGAAGGAAGAUCUUCUGUUUUUGCUGCAAAUAUUUUUUGAGCUUUCUUCAUCUUCC